AAUAGACAAAAGUGAUGGAGAAAUAUAAUUCACAAUCUCCAUAUCCAUAUGGGAAUGCCUAUGGAUAUCCUCCUGUUCCACCUGCAAAUCAGGGAUAUCCUCCUCCUCCAGGCUCCGGGGCUUAUCCUCCAUUUCCUUAUCCUCAAUUCCAUUAUUAUCCACACCCUUACCCCACUCCGCACUAUGCAUACCCACCGAGAGUUCCAUCUACUCCGCCAGCAUCAUCUAAUAGUGGAUACCAGCCGGCCGCUGUGGAAUAUGGAUAUCCUCCACCGCCACCACCACAAUCUCACCAUGCUGUUGUUCCUUAUCCAUACUAUAUGUAUCGGCCGCCAAUUCCUCCUCCGAGUUCUUCCCCUCAGCCUACCCUUCAAAAUCAGGGAAGUUUCAAGUAUGGUUCUUCAACCCCUCAGCCUACCCUUCAAAAUCAGGGAAGUUUCAAGUAUGGUUCUUCAACCCCUCAGCCUACCCUUCAAAAUCAGGGCAGUUUUAAGUAUGGUUCUUCAACCCCACAGCCUAGUCUUCAACAACAAGGCAGUUUCAAGUAUGGUUCAUCAACCCCUCAGCCUACCCUUCAAAAUCAGGGCAGUUUCAAGUAUGGUCCAUCAUCCCAUCAUUUCCAACAGCCUGUGCCUCAGCAGCAGGCAUUGCAGGGCCAGCCAAGGAGAGGCAAUGAGUUUCCCAGCCUCCAGAGACAACAUAGUACACUGUCUACUUGUAGUUCUGCGUCGAAUUAUGAUCAUGGCAUAGACAGCACCUCUGCUAGCUCUUCUGCUAAUCCAUCAUUGGAUGAUCAGAUGACAAAUUUGCGCCUGUCUGAUAAUCGCUCUCCUGUGCCUGUAUCAGGCCAUUAUGUUUCACAGGGAACCAUAUACGCGUAUCCUAAUUCAUCUUUUUCAAGAUUGGAGUCGUCUUCUAUAAAGCGAGCUGAAUCCACCUCGCUUCAUCGCCCUUCCUACUCGAACACAUUUGUGGAAACCGGAUACAAUAAGGGUAUGCAGCUUAUGCCAUUCACACCCUCUAAAGCCCCCCCUAAAGUCUUGCUCAUCCAUGGGAAUUUGGAUAUUUGGGUAUACGAGGCGAAAAACCUCCCAAACAUGGACUUGUUCCAUAAAACCAUAGGGGACAUGUUUAACAGACUACCAGGGAACAUGAGCACCAAGAUUGAAGGGCACAUGAACAGGAAGAUCACAAGUGAUCCCUAUGUCACAAUCACAUUAGCAGGUGCAACAGUAGGGCGAACAUACGUGAUAAGCAACGACGAAAACCCUACAUGGAUGCAGCAUUUUAAAUUGCCUGUUGCACAUUAUGCUGCAGAAGUGCUCUUCGUCGUGAAGGACAAUGAUGUGGUUGGAUCCCAGCUAAUAGGCACAGUGGCAAUUCCAGUGGAAAACAUAUAUGGAGGGGGGAAAUGUGAGGGAUUCUUUCCUAUCCUUGCAAGUAAUGGGAAGCCCUGCAAGACUGGAGCUGUUUUGAGCCUCUCCAUCCAGUAUACUCCAAUGGAGCAACUAAGCAUUUACCACUAUGGAGUCGGAGCAGGCCCCGAAUACACUGGAGUUCCCGGGACAUAUUUUCCACUCAGAAAGGGCGGAACAGUAACCCUUUACCAGGAUGCACAUGUCCCUGAUGGAGGCCUCCCAAAUCUGAAACUCGAAUGUGGGAUGCAGUAUGUUCAUGGUAAGUGCUGGCAAGAUAUCUUCAAUGCACUGCGAAACGCCCGGAGGUUGAUCUAUAUCACUGGAUGGUCAGUGUGGCAUAAAGUCAAACUCGUAAGAGAUGAUCCUUCUGCAGAAGGCUGUACUUUGGGAGAGCUGCUGAAAUCGAAGUCACAAGAAGGAGUGAGGGUUUUGCUUCUUAUUUGGGAUGAUCCCACCUCAAGAAAGAUUCUUGGAUAUAAAACAGAUGGAGUCAUGGCAACCCAUGAUGAAGAAACUCGUCGCUUUUUUAAACACUCUUCUGUUCAUGUUCUUCUCUGUCCCCGUGUGGCAGGAAAACGCCACAGUUGGAUGAAACAAAGGGAGGUUGGAGUAAUUUAUACUCAUCAUCAGAAAACUGUGAUUGUGGAUACUGAAGCUGCCAAUAAUAGAAGAACCAUUACUGCAUUUGUUGGAGGGCUUGACAUGUGUGAUGGCAGAUAUGACACUCCUGGACAUCCAAUAUUUAGAACUCUGCAGACUGUUCAUGCAGCAGACUAUCAUAAUCCAACAUUUGCAGGUAAUGUGAGUGGUUGUCCAAGAGAACCGUGGCAUGACAUGCACUGUAAAAUCGUUGGUCCAGCAGCCUAUGACAUUCUGACCAAUUUUGAGGAGCGUUGGCUCAAGUCUUCUAAGCCCCGCGGCAUUAAAAAACUGAAAAUGUCGUACGAUGAUGCCUUGCUCAGACUGGACAGAAUGCCUGAAAUUCUUGGCGUUUCUGAUGUUCCAAGCAUUAAUGCAGCUGAUCCCGAAGGCUGGCAUGUGCAGAUCUUCCGCUCUAUGGACUCAAACUCGGUUAAAGGCUUUCCUAAGGACCCUAAACGCGCCACAAUGAAGAACCUUGUGUGUGGCAAGAAUGUCCUGAUUGACAUGAGCAUACACACAGCAUAUGUGAAGGCGAUUCGUUCUGCACAGCAUUACAUCUACAUCGAAAACCAAUACUUCAUUGGUUCCUCGUACAACUGGAGUCAAUACAAAGAUGUUGGUGCCAACAACCUGAUACCAAUGGAACUCGCGCUGAAAAUUGCUGACAAGAUAAGAGCAUACGAAAGGUUUGCAGCGUACAUUAUCAUCCCAAUGUGGCCCGAGGGGAAUCCAACUGGUGCUGCUACACAGAGGAUUCUGUUCUGGCAGCAUAAGACAAUGCAAAUGAUGUAUGAGACUAUUUACAAGGCCUUAGUGGAGGUUGGACUUGAAGAUGCAUUUUCACCCCAAGAUUACUUGAACUUUUAUUGUCUUGGUAACCGCGAGGCCCUGGCUGAGAGUGAUGCAUCAAGCAAUGACACUAAUUGGCCCGUUAAUAGUCCGCAGGCACUCAGCCGGAAAAACCGGAGGUUCAUGAUUUAUGUGCAUUCCAAAGGCAUGAUUGUGGACGAUGAGAAUGUGAUCAUAGGAUCUGCAAACAUCAACCAGAGAUCCUUGGAAGGAACAAGAGACACAGAGAUCGCGAUGGGAGCUUACCAACCGAAUUACACCUGGGCAAGAAAACGAUCAAACCCCGAAGGACAGAUUUAUGGCUACAGAAUGUCGCUAUGGGCCGAGCAUCUGGGAGUCGUGGAGGACUGUUUCAAGAGGCCCGAGUCUUUGGAAUGCGUGAGACGUGUCAGGUCACUGGGAGAAGCCAACUGGCAACAAUUUGCAGCUGAUGAAGUAACAGAAAUGAGAGGGCACCUGUUGAAGUAUCCGGUCGACGUGGACCGGAAGGGCAAGGUGAAGCCUCUUUCUGGGUGUCCAAUCUUCCCAGAUGUUGGAGGCAACAUAAUUGGAUCAUUUCUUGCCAUUCAAGAAAAUCUCACCAUCUAAUGUUUCAUGUUUCUGUUCUCAUGUUCUGCUAAAACUUCACAAACACAAACAAGAUGACAGUUGUUGGGGAUGCAGUUUUGUUUUAGUUUAGUUUAUUUCCGCAGAUAAUGUACAGAGAAGAAUGAAUUUGGUUCAAAUUGUAUAACUCUUCACCAAUCACCAUCAAUGUACAUUUCAGAAUUCAGAUAGUCAUCACUCAUCAAUAAGAAUGUAAACUGUAAUUUAAGGAUAUAUACAAUGGCUUUCAAAAAAAAAGGAUAUAUACAA
Messenger RNA from Ipomoea triloba (trilobed morning glory), 3764 nucleotides. RefSeq names its product phospholipase D gamma 1-like. The coding region runs from base 15 to 3497 and encodes 1160 amino acids. Gene Ontology annotation, molecular function: D-type glycerophospholipase activity. Lineage: Eukaryota; Viridiplantae; Streptophyta; Magnoliopsida; Solanales; Convolvulaceae. The record is from RefSeq and is a predicted model, not a curated record. Gene Ontology annotation, cellular component: plasma membrane. Gene Ontology annotation, biological process: phospholipid catabolic process. The transcript has 10 exons.